Messenger RNA from Saprolegnia diclina VS20, 509 nucleotides. RefSeq names its product ATP-binding cassette, subfamily B (MDR/TAP), member 1. The transcript has a single exon. The record is from RefSeq and is a predicted model, not a curated record. NCBI's taxonomy places the organism in Eukaryota, Oomycota, Saprolegniomycetes, Saprolegniales, Saprolegniaceae. Bases 70 to 456 code for a protein of 128 amino acids. Gene Ontology annotation, molecular function: ATP hydrolysis activity; ATPase-coupled transmembrane transporter activity; ATP binding.
AUUGCCGGCGGCCUCGCCAACAUUGACAACGUGCCGGACCUCCAAGCGCGCGUGGAAGCGGCCGCCAAGAUGGCGAACGCCCACAACUUCAUCUCGCAGUUUCCCGACGGGUACGAGACGCAAGUGGGUCUCAAAGGCGAGCAGCUCUCGGGCGGCCAGAAGCAGCGCAUCGCGAUCGCGCGUGCGAUCAUGAAGAACCCGUCGAUUUUGCUCCUGGACGAAGCCACGUCGGCGCUCGACUCGGAGAGCGAAAAGGUCGUCCAAGAAGCGCUCGACAAGCUGCUGGCGGCCAAGGGCCGGACGACGAUCGUGAUUGCGCACCGCCUCUCGACGAUCCGGAACGCCGACAAGAUCUGCGUCGUGAGCGGCGGCCGCAUCGCAGAGCAAGGCACGCACGAUGAGCUCAUGCGUCUCAACGGCAUCUACACGCACCUCGCGUCGCACAACCAGAUUUAGGUUUACAGUGUCGUCGCUCUAUCCACUAAUAUAUUGUCGUGUCGUACAUAACA